UCCAUUCCCUCCCAUUAAUCACAAGACAUCAAGAUAAGCAUGUUAUACAUUUAAUCAAGUUUACUCAAGAGUCUUUGGGAAGCUCUUUUAAAAGUCGUUGGUGAUCGACAAAGCAUUUUGAUGGUUCUGUUGACAGGUAGCCACCCUCACGAAGUUGUUGGACCACCCCUUCAGCUCCAAGGGUGAGCAUCCUUAUAGUGCAUGCAAUAAAUUUUUGGCCGAAUUCGUGAAAUUCGAGAUAGGUUUACUGUCUAAUCUCAAAAUGAUUGUCCUCUCCAGCUUUGUAGGCUGCCAGUUUGGACUUAGCGUACUCUAAUUCAGCCUACAUUGUUGCUCCAGGAUCGACAUAUCCUUUGUUGAUAAUUCCUUGGUUCGCUCAGCUAAUCUUGAGAUAUGAGAAAUCUUCAGUUCUUCAGGGUGGUUUUUUGUGUCAGGUCUUCUAGUACUUUGGCUUUUAUUGAAGUUUCUGCUCGGAGUCGGGAUUCACUAGUACUUAGCAGAAUUUUCAAUUUCCUUCUAUUCGCCUGUUGAGAAGCCAUCAGUUGUUGGGACUCUCUCAUAGUUUGCUCUAUAUCCAAGAGUAGCCCGACUUGGACGUUCACUUCUUUUUAUAGAUUGACCAACUUAGUGUUUGGAUUGGACAUGGAGAGCUCUAGUUCCUCUACACGUUCUCUUAGGAUCUUGUUAUCCCACUCCAAAUCCACUACUAGGUGGCUCAAGUUUAGCCCUGCAGUGUAAAAUUGAAAGAGAAAGAAUAACAUUGAGAAAUUUUACCUGUUUAGGGGGGUAAACUUGAAAACUUACUAUGAUGGCGUUUUGAGCAUAUUCGUUCGCGUGCUCGGUCAUCUUUUCACAUUUGUCCAGACAUCAAUUAGUGAGCCUUUUAAAGUCAAGGUGAGGCGGCAGUCAAAGUCAAGGUGAGGUGGCAAUCAGCGUGUCACCCUCAUUAGGGCUUAGCCCCUUACUCGACGCUAAGGCCUUCGAUAUAAGGACGACCGACUUAAAGGUCGGUCAUGCUUGAAGGAUCCAGUGCUCCACUUGUGAACAACCGGCCGACGUAAAGUCUGGUCGAAAUCAUGACCCACACCACUGAACUCUAUUAUAUACUCGGCCGACCCAAAGGUCGGCCUGGCGUAGCUAAGCAUAGUGUUCGCUCUCAAUAUAUGGCUGAAUGUCUCCAUAUCUGGGCGGUCUUAAUAGACCUUUCUCUCCAUUCAGUGCUAGAACAUACAAACUAAAUCCGAACGACCCUAAAGUCGAUUGAGCAUAUGAGGUUCAGUUUUCUACUUCUUCAAUAUUACUUUCAACUUCCAGAUAUCGUCCUACCGUGCAAUAUAACCUUUAGUAUAAAUCAGACCGUCACAAUGUCAGUCGUACCUACGACUCCGAGCACCUUGAUAUCCAACAUUCAGUUUCCCAUCAUACGGUUGGUUGGUCCUAGCACUGACCGAAUCUGCGAGAGCUGGCUCCUUGUUAUUUAUCAGAUCUCCAAAAUGAGCUUACGAGUAUAUUGUCGACCAAACUUAUGACAGGUCGGACUUAUGGAGUUUAACUCCCACUUCAAAGGGAAAAAUACAUAAGGUUAUGCCUAUUACAAAGCCGAUUAGACAUAAAGAGAGCUGGGAUAUCCCGUUCGUCCAAGUAUCCAUCCGGGUUAUAUUCCACGAGACAACAUUGUCGGGAAAUCCCAACAGAUUGUCAGAAUUACAGCUAUGCAUUCAAUGGAACCUUUUCACGAGGUGACUAUACAAUUUCUAUACAUAUAACAGAAGAUUCCUAGAAGGCUAACUGUACAAAUGCUACACCUUCCAUUAUCCGACAUCUUCUGACACUGAAUAUUCCUUAUCACUCAUCAUUGCGAGGUUAUCAGAGGUGAUAUAAAAGGGGAUCUCUCUACUAGAGUGUCGGAGGACCUACACGAUGGACCCCUUCCCUGGUUUUCGCCUAAUGUUCUGUUAGCUCGUUUGAGUGUGCGCAGAGAGGAGGAAGAUACUUGGAGCUCUUUUUCUGCUCCAGCUCAGCAUCGUUUUCCUCCCGUUCAAAGUCUUCUGUCGGUCAACCACAUCGCUACCUGCCUAGUGCACCAUCUCUUCUGGUUUCAGACAGGAUCAGCGACAAUACAUUUGCCACAAUUGUGUUUUGGCUGACAUCUCUCACCUCUGAAAAACAAAAUCUCAGUUGAAGAAAUCUCGUGCAGAUUACCUUGAAUUUGUAUGAGGAAUUGCUCAAGUCUAUUGAAGGAGGCCAAGGACUCACCUUCUUUCUUAACCAAUAGGCCUUUUGCUGGAAGCGAACAACCUAUUAAAGAAUGAGCUCUUGCAAAAAACACAAGAAUUGGAAAAAUAUAGGUCAGAAAUUAAAUCUUUAAGGUCUUCUGAGAUGUCUGCAAAUGACCAUUUGGAUGCGUACAAAACUAGUUAUUCUAAUUCUUCAGUGGAGCAUGAAGCAGAGAGGAGAUGGGUAGAAAAUCAUUCACCUUUGAAUCCUCAAGACAUGCUUGUGCUUCAUCAGAAUGGAGUUGCUGGAAGGGAGGAACAUCAUGGAGAAUCUGGCACAGCUAGUCAGCAGUAUUUUGAAAACAAGGUUAAAGGUGACCUGAGAAAAAUUCCAGGAGUAAAUUCUAGUUAUUGUGCUAGCUCAUCACAAUACUCAAUUCCAUCCUCCCAAUCCUUGUCUCCAAGCAGGCAUAAAAAAGAGGGAGAACAAGAUCAGAGAUUGGGUUCACCUGGAAAUGGUCUAGUACCAGUGUCUGAUCUCAAUUCAAAUAUUCUCUGGAAGCAGGAACUUAUGGUCAAAGUUAGAGAACAUGAAGAAGAGAUAGCACAGUUAAGACAGCACCUUGCGGAUUAUUCAGUUAAGGAAGCACAAAUAUGCAAUGAAAAAUAUGUCCUAGACAAAAGGAUUGCUUAUAUGCGAAUGGCAUUUGAUCAGCAACAGCAGGACUUGGUUGAUGCUGCAUCAAAAGCUAUUUCUUAUAGACAAGAUAUUAUAGAGGAAAAUAUCCGUCUGACAUAUGCAUUGAAAGCAGCUAAGACAGAGAAAUCAACAUUUAUUGCUUCUUUAGUGCCCCUUCUCUCAGAACAUGAUCUUCAGCCUUCUGUGGUUGAUGCUCAUUCGAUCAUCAGUACACUUAAGGUUUUGUUUACACACAUGCAGCAGAAACUCAUCAUUGCUGAGGAAAAACUAAAAGAAUCACAAUAUCAAAUAGCUCCAUGGUACUUGGAUGCAUCAAAUGCAGACUUUCCUGCACAGUCACCUUCUCAUCCACCGCUGAAUCCACAUGCCAAGUCUCCAAUAUCUUCUCCUAAUUUACAAACAAGACCUGAUCGGGAGACUGUUGGGAACCAAAACCAGCAAGUUGGUCCAAGCAGUAUUCCUACAAAGAAUGAAAUAAGCACUCCUUUCAUGAGGGAUCACAGAGCUCAGGAUGCUUCAGGUCAAAUAAAUGCUUCACGUCUUAGUUUUGAGUCUAGAAGUCAAAAUCCAUCUUCCAAGGUUCCUGGUGGAAGUUCCCAAACUGAUGAUCCAGCUACAGUUGCUAAUCAUGGAAAAGAGACUUCUGUUCAUUGGGCUCCUAGAAGCUCACCUUAUUUAACUACAGGACAGGAUGAACAAAAUGUGUAUCCUUACCUUCCUACAGUCCUGGAGGAACCUGGUUCUUCAUUCUCUGAGGAUGAUGAUCCCUUGCCGGCGAUAGAUGGUCUUCAAAUUUCAGGUGACGCCUAUCCUGGAAAUGAACUUCUUGCAAGUGGUUACUCAAUCAACGGAACAACUACUUGUAAUUUCGAGUGGGUACGUUAUUUAGAAGAUGGAUCCCUAAAGUUUAUUGAAGGUGCAAAACAACCCAAAUAUUUAGUUACUGCUGAUGAUGUGGACUCAUACCUUGCUAUUGAAGUCCAACCCUUAGAUGACAGGAAGCGGAAGGGUGAACUUGUAAAGGUUUUUGCCAACGAGCAAAGAAAGAUAACUUGUGAUCCUGAAAUGCAAGAUCAAAUUGAAAGGACUUUUUCUAGUGGGAAUGCAUCAUAUGAAGUGUCAUUAUCAACUAGGUUUCUUGAUAUAUGGGAAACUGCUAUUUUGGCCAUAAAGAGAGGAAGCUACAGCAUAAAAUGUAAUGGCGGUGUUGUUCUAGCAGAGAAGUUUCAGUCAAAUACUACUGUCUCCAUUCCAUAUGGACACCCUACAGAAUUUUUUAUUCAGGAUGCCAACGCCAACGAGUAUCUAUUAAGGACACAGAGCAGCGUGUUGAGAGACACCAUUGUUCUUACAUUGAGAUUAUUCCAAAAAGUGAUGGCUGGUGAGAAGAGGAGAGGGAGGAAGAAGGGAAUAUUUUUCUAGUGCGAUAGGACACAUGAUUUAUGUAUAUUCUUUUUGGCAUUGUGCACGGUGUAUUCGAGAAGAAAGGGCAUUCACUUCACUCUGUUGUGUCUAGUAAGGGGGAGCACUCCCUACUUAAUACCUUCAAAUAGAUCUUUGUCAAGAAGGGACAAUUUUUCAAGUAGUGUGUGCGCUAGGACAAAUGAUGAUUGAUGUAUAUUGCUUUUGAUAAUCAAAAUGCAGGAAAGGGAAUUAAAACUGCCUGUC
Molecule: messenger RNA, 4584 nt
Organism: Zingiber officinale
Lineage: Eukaryota; Viridiplantae; Streptophyta; Magnoliopsida; Zingiberales; Zingiberaceae
Exons: 22
Coding region: 2380-4338 (652 amino acids)
Cellular component (GO): plasma membrane
Source: RefSeq, a predicted model, not a curated record